UACUGUCUGGGGAUGCCCGCUCCUCUGGGCUACGUUCCUGGCCUUGGCAGAGGUGCAACUGGUUUCACCACCCGAUCUGAUAUUGGCCCGGCUCGUGAUGCAAACGAUCCAGUGGAUGACCGACAUGCACCCCCGGGGAAGCGGACGGUUGGAGACCAGAUGAAAAAGAACCAGGAGGAGGAUGAUGAGGAUCUGAAUGACACAAACUAUGAUGAGUUUAAUGGGUAUGCAGGUAGCUUGUUCUCCAGUGGUCCCUAUGAAAAGGAUGAUGAAGAAGCAGAUGCAAUAUAUGCAGCACUGGACAAAAGAAUGGAUGAAAGACGCAAAGAAAGAAGAGAGCUGAGAGAAAAGGAAGAAAUUGAGAAAUAUCGUAUGGAGCGACCCAAAAUACAGCAGCAGUUCUCAGAUUUAAAGAGGAAGUUGGCAGAGGUAUCAGAAGAGGAGUGGCUGAGCAUCCCUGAGGUGGGAGAUGCGAGGAACAAGCGCCAGAGGAAUCCCCGCUAUGAGAAACUCACCCCUGUCCCAGACAGUUUCUUCUCCAAGCACCUGCAGACCGGAGAGAACCACACUUCUGUUGAUCCUCUGCAAGGGCUGGGAGGUCUGAACACACCUUACCCCGGAAGCAUGACUCCUGGCUUGAUGACACCAGGGACAGGAGAGCUCGACAUGAGGAAAAUUGGUCAGGCCAGGAACACACUCAUGGACAUGAGGCUCAGUCAGGUGUCAGACUCAGUGAGUGGACAGACAGUGGUGGAUCCUAAGGGUUACCUGACAGAUCUCAACUCCAUGAUCCCCACACAUGGAGGGGACAUUAGCGACAUUAAGAAAGCUCGUCUGCUGCUGAAAUCUGUGAGGGAGACCAAUCCCCAUCACCCACCUGCCUGGAUUGCCUCUGCCAGGCUGGAGGAGGUGACUGGCAAACUGCAGGUAGCCAGGAACCUGAUCAUGAAAGGCACAGAGAUGUGUCCUAAGAGUGAGGAUGUGUGGCUGGAGGCAGCUCGGCUCCAGCCUGGCGACACAGCUAAAGCCGUGGUAGCUCAGGCUGUCCGCCACCUGCCGCAGUCUGUCCGUAUCUACAUCAGAGCUGCAGAGCUGGAGACGGACAUCAGGGCCAAGAAACGAGUCCUCAGGAAGGCGCUGGAGAAUGUGUCCAAGUCAGUGCGACUGUGGAAGACAGCUGUGGAGCUAGAGGAGCCAGAGGAUGCCAGGAUCAUGCUCAGCAGAGCUGUGGAGUGUUGCCCUACUAGUGUGGAGCUAUGGCUGGCACUGGCCCGGUUAGAGACGUACGAAAACGCUCGUCGCGUCCUAAACAAAGCUCGAGAGAACAUCCCCACCGAUCGUCACAUCUGGAUCACUGCUGCCAAGUUGGAAGAGGCCAACGGCAACACUCAGAUGGUGGACAAGAUCAUUGACAGGGCCAUCACUUCUCUGCAUGCUAACGGUGUGGAGAUCAACAGAGAGCAGUGGAUACAGGAUGCAGAGGAGUGUGACAAAGCAGGCAGUGUGGCUACCUGCCAGGCGGUAAUAAGGGCUGUCAUAGGGAUUGGCAUUGAGGAGGAGGACCGCAAACACACCUGGAUGGAGGAUGCAGAGAGUUGCGUGGCCCAUGGAGCACUGGAGUGUGCCAGGGCCAUCUAUGCCCAUGCUCUGCAGGUGUUCCCCAGUAAGAAAAGUGUUUGGCUUCGAGCUGCCUACUUUGAGAAGAGCCACGGUACCAGGGAGUCUUUGGAGGCCCUGCUCCAGAGAGCUGUGGCUCACUGCCCCAAAGCAGAGGUCCUGUGGCUGAUGGGGGCCAAGUCCAAGUGGCUGGCUGAGGAUGUGCCUGCAGCCAGAAGUAUCCUCGCCCUGGCCUUCCAGGCUAACCCUAACAGUGAGGAGAUCUGGCUUGCUGCUGUCAAACUGGAGUCUGAGAAUAAUGAGUAUGAAAGAGCCCGUCGACUGCUGGCCAAGGCCCGCAGCAGUGCCCCAACAGCCAGGGUGUUCAUGAAGUCAGUGAAGUUGGAGUGGGUGUUGGGAAACAUAGAAGCUGCCCAGGAGUUGUGUACUGAAGCCCUGAAACAUUACGAGGACUUCCCCAAGCUUUGGAUGAUGAGAGGCCAGAUAGAGGAGCAGUGUGAAAGCAUGGACAAGGCCAGAGAGGCCUACAACCAAGGGUUGAAAAAAUGCCCCCACUCGGUGCCCCUGUGGUUGUUGCUGUCGCAUCUUGAAGAGAGUGUGGGACAGCUGACGAGAGCCAGAGCAAUCCUGGAGAAGGCACGACUCAAGAACCCCCAGAACCCUGAGCUAUGGUUGGAGUCAGUGAGACUGGAGUUCAGGGCCGGACUGAAGAACAUUGCUAACACACUGAUGGCCAAAGCCCUGCAGGAGUGCCCCAAUUCAGGUAUCCUAUGGGCCGAGGCAGUGUUUUUAGAGGCCAGGCCCCAAAGGAAGACUAAGAGUGUAGACGCUCUGAAGAAGUGCGAACAUGAUCCCCACGUCUUGCUCGCUGUAGCCAAGUUGUUUUGGAGUGAGCGUAAGAUCACCAAGUCCAGAGAGUGGUUCCUCAGGACAGUAAAGAUUGAGCCAGAUCUGGGAGAUGCUUGGGCUCUUUUCUAUAAGUUUGAGCUGCAACAUGGCACAGAGGAGCAGCAGGAAGAGGUGCGAAAGCGCUGUGAGAAUGCAGAGCCCCGCCAUGGAGAGAUGUGGUGUGCCGAGUCCAAACACGUCCUGAACUGGCAGAAGAAGACAGGAGAGAUAUUAAUGCAGGUAGCCAGCAAGAUCAAGAACACAUUCUGAGACUGGAGAGGUUUGGACUGAAAACACCUGGUGGACUCUGGUAGUCACCAGUCCAGCAGGUAACAGCUAUAAACCCAGCCUGUUGGAUACAAAGAGUUCACAUACAACCCUGACUCACCUUUUUUAUGUUUUGUUGUUUUAAAAAUGUGUCAUACUAAUCAACAGAAAAUGAUCAUUUAAUGUCAAAAUGGAAAUAAAAGUCUCCACAUCUUGAAUAAAGUACUAAUAUAAAACUCAAACUCGCUGAAUACCCAAUUGAGGUGAACAAGUGUAGCAGUUCCAGUGUUGGAUCUUUGUGUGUUUUGGUGUUUGAGACCUGUCAGGUUGCAUAGGGACUACCAGUGAUCUCCUGUUUCCAUGUCCUCAAAUCAACUGAACAAAGGACUUGGCCACCUCUGGACUUUAAGGCUGUUAUUUCUGUGCUAUUUCAAUGUAGCCUUGGCUGUAUUUUUGAGGUUUUUGUCUUACUGGGAAUUCUACUUGCAAACAGCUGCAGGUGGUCCUUUGGUAUUUCAUUGUGUUUUGCUGCAAAUAUUUACCUUUCAGGGUCUGACCACAGUAUGAUGCCGCCAUAAUAGUGGAAAUGUUUUUAUGGUAAUGAAGCUAGUUUAGAUUACACAAAAUCUUUGGUUUAACAUGAUAGCCUUCUACUUUAUGUCUCCCACAUAUUUUCUGGCAAACAAGAACUCCUGAUUUACUUAAGGUUUUUUCUUUUUUCAACAUUUUUCUGUUUAAUCUUUGCAAAGCUGCAUCUGGUGAAUCACUACUGCAACACUUGUAUAUGCAAUUCUCUUAACUAAAAGGAAACUUAUUCAUUACAAUUAAUAAUGAAUUCAAUUCCUUAGUCGGUAAGUCAGCCGCUGAAUAUAUUUCUAGUCUUAAGUGUUCACUUACAGAUUUAUGAAUUAAAUGUUUACGUCAAAGUUAAUAUGUAGGGAUCACACAAUAUAAGGCAACAGGUACUGGCACUGAAUCCCUGAGCUGAUAAUGAAACAAACGCAGCUACUAUAACAGUUCUUGUUUUGAAUAAGGUGUACAAUUGGUGAAUAUUAAAUAACAGUAUAUUCAUGUGAAAGGCAAAAUUAACAUGUUAAAGCAACAUCUGUAAACAACUUUCUUUGCAGUCAAUCUUUAAUUUCACAUUCUGACACCUUUUAAGUGGUAGCAGAGAUGGUAUACUACUCUUCUUUUCUUUCUUUCUUUUUUUUUUUUUAAUAUUUUUCCCCAGCCAUAACCAUCCAUGUUACAUACACGUACUUACUAGUCUUUAAUGUUUGGCCAUACUGUUGGUACAAGGUGUUUUGUUUACUUGCUGCGCAAGUGGCUGAUUUCAAGUGUUGCGUAUCAAAUUAAAACAGAGGAAACACCCAACCAAUGCCAAACAUCACUGUUUAUCCAACUUAUGUGAAUUCUAAUAAUAACAGGCUGCACUGGUAAUGAGUUUGCAUCAACAGGUGAAUUUAUUGAUCUGUUUUCACUUUGGC
Molecule: messenger RNA, 4259 nt
Organism: Monopterus albus (swamp eel)
Lineage: Eukaryota; Metazoa; Chordata; Actinopteri; Synbranchiformes; Synbranchidae
Gene: prpf6
Product: PRP6 pre-mRNA processing factor 6 homolog (S. cerevisiae)
Exons: 21
Coding region: 13-2775 (920 amino acids)
Biological process (GO): mRNA splicing, via spliceosome; spliceosomal tri-snRNP complex assembly
Cellular component (GO): catalytic step 2 spliceosome; U4/U6 x U5 tri-snRNP complex
Molecular function (GO): protein binding
Source: RefSeq, a predicted model, not a curated record